Molecule: messenger RNA, 1480 nt
Organism: Cryptomeria japonica (Japanese cedar)
Lineage: Eukaryota; Viridiplantae; Streptophyta; Pinopsida; Cupressales; Cupressaceae
Product: 12-oxophytodienoate reductase 7
Exons: 5
Coding region: 126-1301 (391 amino acids)
Molecular function (GO): FMN binding; oxidoreductase activity
Source: RefSeq, a predicted model, not a curated record
UUUCUCUAUAUAUAUUUCUCUGCUCUCUUUUGCCAUCACCAAUUUGUAUUUCUGAGAAAUUUUCGAAACUUCUCUCCCUAAGAAUCUUGCAGAAAAAUUCUCUGCGUAAGUUACAGAGGAUUAUAAUGGCGCCUGCUAUCAUGAAUGAGGAAGCUAAUGGAAUGGGUGAUAAAGGACCCACUCUGCAAACUCCUUACGGAAUGACCCUUUUCGUUUUAUCUCAUAGAGUUGUUAUGGCGCCAAUGACGAGAUGCAGAGCAUUAAAUCACGUUCCGCAGGAUUCUCACGUGGAAUAUUACUCACAGAGGGCUACUAAUGGCGGACUUAUAAUCACAGAAGCAAGUGCUGUUGCACCAGAGGGAUUUGGGUUCCCAAACUCACCGGGGAUUUACACGGAGGAGCAAAUCGAAGCAUGGAGGCGUGUGGUGAGUGCAGUGCAUAAAAGAGGAGGAAUAAUUUUCUGUCAAAUUUGGCACGUCGGCCGGGCUUCUCACAUAGUGUACCAGCCGGGACAACUUCCGCCGGUGUCGUCUACUGACCACGUCCUGCCGGAAAACCUGUCAAUUCAGUUGCCGGACGGAAGUUACGGCAAAUAUUCACCGCCAACUGCCUUGACCACCGAACAAAUUCCUCACAUAGUAGAGCAAUUCCGGCGGGCCGCCAAGAACGCACUAUUAGCCGGAUUCGACGGAGUGGAGAUCCAUGGCGCGCACGGUUACCUGAUAGACCAGUUCAGCAAGAACGGCAUAAAUGACCGGAACGACCGGUAUGGCGGGUCAAUUGAAAACCGGUGCCGGUUCAUGCUCGAAGUUUUGAAAGCCGUGACGGAAGAAAUUGGGGAAAGUCGUACGGCACUGAGAAUAUCCCCCAUUAUCGAUCAUUUACAGGCAACUGAUUCCGAUCCUCAUGCUCUGGGCAUGUAUAUGGUGGAGCAACUGAACCAGUUCAAUUUGGCUUACUUGCAUGUAACUGAACCGCGAUUUACAGCAAAGGGAACGGUGGAAUUUAAAGGGGAUUGCAGUUGGCUGAGAAAGGCAUUUAAAGGAACUUUUGUUAGCAGUGGCGGAUAUGACAAAGAGAAAGGGGAAAUCGCUGUAAAUAGCGGUUAUGCCGAUCUGGUUUCGUAUGGAAGGCUCUUUAUUUCUAACCCUGAUCUGCCUCUGCGCUUCUUUAAUGGCGUUCCUCUAAAUCCUUAUGAUAGAUCUACGUUCUAUACUCAUGAUCAGGUCAUUGGCUAUACUGAUUAUCCUGCUCAUUCUUCAACCCUCUGUUUGUCCAACCGCAAAGAUUCAGAUUUUUGAAAAAAAAUUUAUAGUAGAUUUAAGAAAAAGAAUUACAGAAAAAUAACCAGGAUCAGCAAAGCUUUCAGCGUGAUUUCUGAAAAAAAAAUUUACAGAAGUUUUGCCGUUCUGUGAUAGAACGAAACAAAUUUUUGUGGUGUUUUUUAAAAUGAAAAUCAGAUCUGAAAAUUUUGUUUACA